AUGCAUUCAGGCUCGAUUGAGGGCUUGGUGGUCUGGGAGCUGGAGGAAGAUAUUGGCGCAGAGGACGGAUCGGUGAAUGGUGGUCAGAUUAUGGGAGGCACCCCCGGUUCGGUGGACUUCUUGCCAGACAGCCGUCGUCUUCCGCUGCAGGCUGUCUAUGGUAGAGCGUACAUGCGGGAUAGUUGGCCUGCCUACGUUGAGACGAAAGAGAUGCGACGUAUGGGUCCUGCCGAUCUCCGCUGUCUGCCGCAGCGUCUCCUCGGGAUGCCACUACUGCACAUUGCAUCCCGGCACUCUGAGGCAAGGCGACACCAGAAUGCCAACAGCCAAUCGACUGAAUCGGCUCUCCUCGCCUGUUCGGGCUGCUGUUCAACCCUCUGGCCCGCCAGGUCUGACGCGGAUCAGAAGGCUGGCUGGCAGCUGCCACACAAGUUGCAUGCUGAUUUCUUUCAGUCCUCUGUCGAAAACUUUAUUCUUAAAUCUAUUCACUAA
This is a messenger RNA of Spirometra erinaceieuropaei, 492 nucleotides long. NCBI's taxonomy places the organism in Eukaryota, Metazoa, Platyhelminthes, Cestoda, Diphyllobothriidea, Diphyllobothriidae. The record is from the annotation of a GenBank genome assembly.